This is a messenger RNA of Phaethon lepturus (White-tailed tropicbird), 1037 nucleotides long. Its product is annotated as protein dopey-1-like. Gene Ontology annotation, cellular component: trans-Golgi network; endosome. Bases 57 to 1037 code for a protein of 326 amino acids. Gene Ontology annotation, biological process: Golgi to endosome transport. The transcript is spliced from 7 exons. The record is from RefSeq and is a predicted model, not a curated record. NCBI's taxonomy places the organism in Eukaryota, Metazoa, Chordata, Aves, Phaethontiformes, Phaethontidae.
AGGUAAUGUCUGUACAUGAAUUGCAAUCUAGUCUCUAGUGGGGACACCGUGGGAGGAUGAACACGGAGGAGCUGGAGCUACUGACUGAUUCCAAGUACAGAAACUAUGUAGCAGCUGUUGACAAAGCAUUGAAGAACUUUGAAUAUUCCAGUGAAUGGGCAGAUUUAAUAUCGGCACUUGGAAAGCUAAACAAGGUACUACAGAACAAUGCAAAGUACCAGGUAGUACCGAAAAAGCUGACUAUAGGCAAACGCUUAGCACAAUGUCUUCAUCCAGCUUUGCCGGGAGGGGUUCAUCGGAAGGCACUUGAAACAUAUGAGAUCAUUUUCAAAAUCAUUGGACCCAAGCGUUUGGCCAAAGAUCUUUUCCUCUACAGUUCUGGACUAUUUCCACUCCUUGCCAAUGCCGCUAUGUCUGUCAAGCCAACGUUAUUGAGUCUGUAUGAGAUUUAUUACCUCCCUUUGGGGAAAACAUUGAAACCAGGACUGCAAGGACUGUUAACUGGGAUUCUGCCUGGCUUAGAGGAGGGGUCAGAGUAUUACGAAAGAACGAACACGCUGUUGGAAAAGGUUGCCUCGGCUGUCGAUCAGUCGGCAUUCUACAGUGCUCUCUGGGGUAGCCUCCUCACAAGCCCUGCAGUUCGCUUGCCUGGGAUCACCUAUGUCCUCUCCCAUUUGAACAGGAAGCUUUCAAUGGAGGAUCAGCUCUACAUAAUUGGCAGUGACAUUGAAUUAAUGGUGGAAGCAGUAAGCACAUCAGUGCAAGAUACCAGUGUUUUAGUACAGAGGAGCACGCUGGACCUUAUCCUUUUUUGUUUUCCUUUCCACAUGAGCCAGGUAGGUUAUUCAUGUUUCCAACUUCUUCAGGCAACACGUCCAGACAUGAUCAGGAUUUUGUCAGCAGCCCUUCAUGUAGUAUUACGCAGGGAUAUGUCACUCAACCGAAGGCUUUAUGCAUGGCUUCUAGCUCACAAGCAAGCACAUAUGUCCUUCCCAGGCUACCCAGAACCCUUCCCAGCAGCUCUUGCAUCUUUCUGA